Messenger RNA from Clarias gariepinus (North African catfish), 1197 nucleotides. It is a transcript of the gene pou2f2a, whose product is annotated as POU domain, class 2, transcription factor 2. Bases 1 to 1197 code for a protein of 398 amino acids. NCBI's taxonomy places the organism in Eukaryota, Metazoa, Chordata, Actinopteri, Siluriformes, Clariidae. The record is from RefSeq and is a predicted model, not a curated record. Gene Ontology annotation, molecular function: RNA polymerase II cis-regulatory region sequence-specific DNA binding; DNA-binding transcription factor activity, RNA polymerase II-specific. The transcript is spliced from 10 exons. Gene Ontology annotation, biological process: regulation of transcription by RNA polymerase II. Gene Ontology annotation, cellular component: nucleus.
AUGGAUAUCGGCUACGGAAGCUUCGACACUGAAGCUUGCAGCGCGGAAAGGACCGAAGAUGAAAUGAGGUUACCAGCCGACCCGGAAUCUAUUAGGGGAAAAACAGACAAGGUUAAAGCAGAACUCCCUGAGCUCAGUUCUCAUGCUCCUCCCCCUCCAGGCCAGCCACCUCUACCACAUACACAGCUAAUGUUGGCCGGAAGUCAGCUUGCAGGGGAUAUUCAGCAGCUGUUGCAGCUGCAGCAGUUGGUGCUGAUGCCAAGUCACCCCCUGCAGUCUCCUGCCCAGUUCCUCUUACCCCAGGCACAAGCCCAGCAGAGCCAGCAGGGUAUGCUUUCAACACAAAAUUUGAUUUCACUACCUCAGCAAAGUCCUGGAUCUCUCCGGACCACGCCUCCCAGACUGAGCAUGCAAACCCAGGUACACAAGUUCCUCCCCAAACCCUCACACAGCGAGGAGCCGAGCGAUCUGGAGGAGCUGGAGCAGUUUGCGCGAACCUUCAAACAAAGGAGGAUUAAACUUGGCUUCACCCAGGGUGAUGUAGGAAUGGCCAUGGGGAAGCUCUAUGGCAACGACUUCAGUCAGACCACCAUCUCCCGCUUUGAGGCGCUCAACCUCAGCUUCAAGAACAUGUGCAAGCUCAAGCCACUGCUGGAGAAAUGGCUGAGUGAUGCAGAAACCAUGGCAAUAGACAGCAUGCUGCCCAGCCCUAGCUCACUGUCGUCUCCGAUGCUGGGCUUCGAGGGGCUGCCUGGACGCCGCAGGAAGAAGCGCACCAGCAUUGAGACCAACAUCCGUGCUGCUCUGGAGCGUAACUUCAUUACGAACCAGAAGCCAACCUCGGAGGAGAUCCUGCUGAUGGCUGAGCAGCUUAACAUGGAAAAGGAAGUGAUCCGUGUGUGGUUCUGCAACCGCCGUCAGAAAGAGAAACGCAUCAACCCCUCGAGCACCACCCCACCCCUGCCCAGCCAACCUGCCCCGUCUGCAGCACACAAACCCCCUUGCUACAGUGCACACAUGAUGUCUAGUCAGGGGUUGGUCCAGGCCGCCACUUCAAGUCUCAGUGCGACAGCCGUAAGUCCCACCCCCUCUGCUGCCUGCCCUCCUAUCCCCAUUGGCCAUGCAUCGCUGAGCUCUGCCCCACCGUCGGUGACUUCUCCGUCUCUCAGCACAGCAAGCCCCAGCCCCACUGGGUAA